AUGGCCAGCGGAAGCGGACUUCCGAACGAACCCAUAUACACGCUCGAGACGACCUUUGACAGCAGCGCGGUAGUCCGUAAAGCCCUGGCGAGAGGAUUUAGCCGCGACGAGGCCGAGUUCAUCGCGAGCAUCGCCUUGCAGCAGGUACGCGAGCUCUCGGCGAAGAAAUCUGACGGAUCGACCGUCAGCAGUAUCGAGAUCGCCGAGGCCAUCCGGCAGUAUGCCAUUGAUGAGGUGGACAAGGAGAAGGCCAAGGACAAGUCAGAACAGCAGGCCGCUGCGAGAGGCCAAUACGUGGACGCCAUCGAAGAGCCGGACCAGAAUGAGAAUGGAGACGGCGAGUCCGAAAAGCGGAAGGUGUGUAGGGCUCUGACGGAUCACGACGACAUGAGACGCCAGAGCAAACGCUACAAGUUCGCAGGAGGCUCCCGCCUAGCCGAACACUUCCACCCGAACGGCGGAUUCCCCUACGACCUCGGCGGUGGCAUUGACAAGCUGCGGCUGCGCAUCCACCAUGGUCACGUCGACCUCAUAACGGCUCUGUGCCGCCACCUCGAGCUCGCCGUCGAGCUUGCCAAGCAUAUGCGACCCGAGGACAUCCUCAAGAUGUACAGCAUCAGCCGCGCCUUUCAUGAUGCGCUCGACAGCCACCUGCUCUCCUCGGUGCGCCAGAUCAUCGCCUAUCGCGCACCGGAGGCCGGUCGAGUCUUUUCUUUCAAGAUGUAUAGGAGCCUGCUUGUCCAGGACCCUGUCGGCCGCCGCUGGGCCGAUCAGAUGACCGACGCCGACGCCCGCCUCUACGAUUCGACGGCGAAACAGGUCCGCACCAUCCCCGGCCUGCGCUACCUCCAGCUAGUCCUCACCCGGGACCGCUGCUGCCGUGAGAUCCUCGCUCUGCUGGCCCGGCACGGCCACCGCACGCCCCCAGGCACCUACGGCACGCUGCUGCGUAUCUGGCUCGUCAUGGACGUCCCAACGUCCAUGCAGCGCAAGGCCCUCAUGCGCAACCGCAAGCUCUGGACCGAUAUCGACCUCUACAACGGCCAGCUCUUCGUCCUCAAGCUGGCCAUGCACUUCAAUGACCCCGUCUUGGGCAUGCCCACCGUGGAGAUCCCCCGGGUUAUCCUGGGCCAGAGGGGCCUCUACUUCCUCUGGCAGGUCCUCGUCCAAAAGCGCUUCACAACGCCUCUCGAGAUCAUCCAGUCCAAGGUCCGCUACGACUUCGUCGCGCCGGCUUCUUGGAAUGCUCAGGGGCUCUUCAACCAGCACGUCUACGGCGUGCCAUUUGACGAGGUAGGCCUAGGCCAGCUCGAGGCCUGGGGUCAGGGCGAAUGUCACCUCAUGCGCAUCGACGAGCUCAUCCCCCUCGAAGCCAUUGUCCGGGGCGUCGAGCUUGAUCGGCACCUCGUCCACAUGAUGACCUGGGGCUACUUCCACCACGACACCGGCGCCAACAUCGUGCCAUCCGAGGACGAGAUGUACGUUUCAGACGAGGAAAUGACCCUCGGUCACAUGGACACUUCCAAGAUGUGGCAGCCCAAGCACGCGCGCAAGAACCGCUGGCACACCCUCAACGAUGCCCAAAAGCAGGAGAUCCUCGAUGAUGACGAUGACGAGCGCCUUUGCAUCCUCGCCUGGGCCGAGCAGAACCCCGACCGCAUCGUUGACAUGUCUGGUGGCGUCCCCGAAGACGCCGCGCCUUCGCUUGAAGACGAGAUAAACCGCGGCUUCUUCGUCCGUCGUCCGCCCAAGCACCGUGCUGCCCAGCAGCAGCAGCAGACGCAACAACCACCCGCUGCCGACGACGCACAGGGCUGGGCCGAAUUCAGCCACCGCGUGCGCGUCGGUCUGCCCAAGGAUCUCAGCGGCGACUCCCUGCUGCCCCAACAGGCCGAUCAACCGUGCCCGCAGGAUGAACAUGACUGGGACUGGGCUGCAUGGUUGGCACAGGAGCAGAGCGAUAAAGACGCAGUCGCAGCGCACCCGGUGCUGUCAACAUCCCAGUUCGGCAACGGGAGCCGGGUCGAUGGCGAAGAGGAUGUGUUUUCGAGGGACAUGGACGUGGGAGGGGAUAAUGGAGAGAAUGAAGGGGAGAGUGCCGAUGACGGUGACGAAGUGGUUGAUGAUGAGUUACAAUUGUGGGACGAGGAAGAUAUGGAAAUUUUUAUCGAAAACUUCUUUGCUCACGUUCACAUGGAGGGGGUUGAGCAUCAAUAG
Molecule: messenger RNA, 2217 nt
Organism: Drechmeria coniospora
Lineage: Eukaryota; Fungi; Ascomycota; Sordariomycetes; Hypocreales; Ophiocordycipitaceae
Exons: 1
Coding region: 1-2217 (738 amino acids)
Source: RefSeq, a predicted model, not a curated record